Molecule: messenger RNA, 2973 nt
Organism: Selaginella moellendorffii
Lineage: Eukaryota; Viridiplantae; Streptophyta; Lycopodiopsida; Selaginellales; Selaginellaceae
Product: histone-lysine N-methyltransferase EZ3
Exons: 16
Coding region: 109-2616 (835 amino acids)
Biological process (GO): chromatin remodeling
Cellular component (GO): PcG protein complex
Molecular function (GO): histone methyltransferase activity; protein binding
Source: RefSeq, a predicted model, not a curated record
UUAGGGCGAGGGUUUUCGAUGGUGGAGCGCGAAGGCGGCAGCUAAGAUCCGAGGUUUGUGCCGAUCGAGGGCAACGAUUUCGAGCGGAGCUUUGUGAUCGGCGAUGCGAUGCAGUCUAUGGAGGAAGGCGAGGCAUCCGGCAAGGUUUCCAUGGCCGCAUUGUCGGCUACGUUCACCCGGCUUAAGAAGCAAGUGGCAUUCGAGCGACAAGCUUAUGUCAAGGCAAGGAUGGAUGCAAACUCGGAGAGAUUGCAAGGAUUUUGUACGCACUUACUGGCGCUGUCCAGCUCCCGCGCUGUGAAUAACAGGAAUCACGCCGACAACGAUAUGCUCAACACACGGAUCCAAAAGGCGCUCAACAAGCUUGGGACUGAUCCAGCAGCCGCGGAUCAGCAGUGUGGCUCGCAAGAUGACUCCUCGGCUCCUAUUCUUUUCAACAAUUCCGGUGGGAAGAGCAUUGUGAAGCCCGUCAGGCUGCAAACCGUGCAAAAGACGCCGCCAUAUACAACUUGGAUCUUCUUGGACAGGAAUCAGCGGAUGGCCGAAGAUCAAUCCGUCGUUGGUCGAAGAAGGAUCUAUUAUGACUCUGCUGAAAAUGAAGCGUUGAUAUGCAGUGACAGUGAGGAAGAACAAGUCGAGGAGGAAGAAGAGAAACGUGACUUUAGCAAAGGUGACGAUUUUCUCAUCAGAGCCACUGUCCAAGAACAUGGAUUGAGUAAAAUGAUGUUUAAGGCGCUGGCUGACUGUCUUGAUGCAAAGCCGAGCGAGAUAGAGGCACGGUAUGAAAUACUAGCGAAGGACGGGGACAAACUCAAAAGCGAGGAAAAGCAUGAUCUUCUAUCUGCAAUGGACUCCUUCGAUAAUCUUUUCUGUCGACGUUGUUUGGUGUUCGACUGUCGGCUUCAUGGUUGCUCGCAGCCGGUGAUAAUUCCUUUCGAUAAGCAGACUCCACUUAACAAGACGGGGGAACUGCCGUCAGUACCAUGCGGUCCCUGCUGUUUCCAUUUGCCACGCCUUUCAAGCCACCACGAUGCCACUUCUUCAGGCGUAGAGUCCAAACCCGUUCCUGUAGAAAGCACAGCACCUGCUAUUGAGAAGAGCUGGCAAGUUCCGGAUUCCAAAGACAAGGGCGUCGCUACGGAACCAGUCGCCAAAACUGUGGACAAGCCUCCUGAGGCUCCUAAGAAGAGCUUCAAAGAUAAAAGUGUGACCGCUCUCAGAAGGUUGCUACUAAAGAGGAAAGCGACGAGACAUACAGACGAUGACACAAAUGAGGCGCGUAAGAAACACCAUGUGGAAGGAUCGCAUGCUGAGGUGGGAGAUGGCAGUGGCAAUGCGACUCGCGGCGAGAAUACUGGGGCCAGCAUGUACUUGAAAAAACUGGUUAGCAAGAAGCUUUACGCUCAGAGAAAAUGGAAAGGAAGCCAGAUCACCACUGUGAAGCGGCCGCCACCUGUAAUCAAGGAAUCAGAGGAUGUGAUGCAGAGCAUAUCCAAGAACCUUACGCUAUAUGACAGUAACUGGAACACUUUGGAGAAGGACCUUUACGAAACAGGGCUGCAAAUCUUUGGUAGAGACAGCUGUCUUAUUUCAAGGAAUUUGCUAAGGGGAAUGAAGAGCUGUGCCGAGGUUGGGGAAUUCAUGCAGCUUGAGGCAGCCGUGAACUGGAAGCUGAAUGAAGAAACAAAGCUCCAACAGGAUGGAAACACAGUCAUUGAGGAUGCGACGGAGAUUGACCGUUCGCGGUCCAGGUUGUACAACGGACGCAGGAGGGGACGUGUACGUAGGCUAAAGUACACAUGGAAAUCCGUGGGCUAUCCAGCUAUCAGGAAAAGACUCGUGGAUGGGAAGGAUGGCUGUAGACAAUACACACCCUGCUCUUGCUCGGAGUCGUGCGGAAAGCAGUGUUCUUGCCAUCGAAAUGGGACGUGCUGCGAGAAAUAUUGCGGGUGCUCCAAGAACUGCAAAAACCGCUUCAGGGGCUGCCAUUGCGCUAAAAGCCAGUGUUCCAGUCGGCAAUGCCCGUGUUUUGCAGCUGGACGGGAAUGUGAUCCUGAUGUCUGUAGAAAUUGCUGGAUUGGGUGCGGGGAUGGAUCGCAAGGCGGACCACCGGCACGGGGUGACAGCUACGAAUGUCGAAACAUGAAACUUCUUCUAAAGCAACAACAGCGGGUUUUACUUGGAAGAUCUGAUGUCGCUGGCUGGGGUGCAUUUUUAAAGACGCCGGUAAAUAAGCAUGACUACCUUGGAGAAUACACGGGAGAGCUUAUAUCACAUCGUGAAGCUGACAAGCGUGGCAAGAUUUACGACCGCGAGAACUCGUCCUUCUUAUUUAAUUUGAAUGAUCAGUACGUACUGGAUGCCUGCCGCAAGGGUGACAAGCUCAAAUUUGCAAAUCACUCGCCAAAUCCAAACUGCUAUGCAAAGGUGAUAAUGGUUGCUGGGGAUCACAGAGUUGGCAUAUUUGCAAAGGAACGUAUAUCAGCCGGUGAGGAACUGUUCUACGACUACAGGUACGAAGCCGAUAGAGCUCCUCCGUGGGCUAGAAAACCCGAAGACGGCCAGAAGAAUGACGAAGCCGCAAGUGGAUCCGGUCGGGCUCAGAAGACAGCCUGAAGCAGGCUGCUAGGUGACAGUUUUGGAGAGUUCUGCUUGGAGUAAACUACGUCCUGAAGUUCAGGAAUGAGAUUUGAUUCAUUUGUGAGCAACAUAGUGCUAGACGAAGAGCUUCGAUCAAGAGAGUCAUGAACGUCGAGAUCCUGUAAGUCACCAUGUUUGGCUUGUACUCUUUAACUCCCUUCUACAGCCAAAUGCUUCGAACUCCCAUCUUCAUUUGUUCCGGAAUCGUUGGAAAUCUUCAUGCCUCGGUGGUGAUUUCCUUGCAAGCCUAGGAACUAUGAAAUGUCUUGAAGUUGGAUAAUGUGCGCUUUAUUUUAAAUUUGUUCCGACAAUCCAAACAAAUUUGAAUGAUUA